GCUCAGCCCGGCCCCGCGCGCCACCGCCCGGCGUCCAAUCGGGAGGCGCCCAGCCGCAUACGGGAUGAGCGCGCCCGGCGGCGGGCGGCCGAGCAGGAGCUGAGCCCAGGGGAGCGGAGGGACCCUCCGACUGCGAUCUUUCUGGAUCCCUGUCUGAUUGCUCCAUGGUCUCAAACUCUCCCCUGUAACUGUCGCAAGGAGCCAAAAUGAAGUUGAAGCAUAACAUCAACCCCGUUCUUCUGCAGUUUAUAAACUUUAUCAUCUUGAUGUACACGGUUUUAACAUACAUUCCUUGGUACAUAUUUUCAGGCUCGAGGCAGGCUAUAGCAAAAUCCAAGCAGGUUAAGGCUAGACCUGUGAAUAACAGGCCUGGGGGUGCGUACAGGUCUGUUAACAGUAUGCACUGCUUAGCUUCUGUUCUGUAUCCUGGCUGUGAUACACUUGACAAAGUUUUUAAGUAUGCUAAAACUAAGUAUAAGGACAAAAAGCUCCUAGGAACGCGGGAAAUCCUGAAGGAGGAAGAUGAAAUCCAGCCAUCAGGAAAGGUUUUCAAAAAGGUCAUCCUUGGCAAGUACACCUGGCUUUCAUAUGAAGAUGUAUACAUCAAAGCUGUUAAUUUUGGAAAUGGCUUAGCAGUGUUGGGUCAGCAACCAAAGACAAACAUUGCUAUCUUCUGUGAGACUAGAGCUGAGUGGAUGAUUGCAGCACAAGCCUGCUUUAUGUGCAACUACCAGCUUGUUACUCUGUAUGCUACCCUAGGAGGUGCAGCAAUAGUACAUGGGCUAAAUGAAACAGAGGUGACCACCAUCAUCACUAGUAAAGAAUUGAUGCAAACCAAAUUGAAGGAAAUUGUUUCUCAAGUUCCACGGCUGCGACAUAUUAUUACAGUGGAUGGCAAACCGACAACAUGGUCAGAAUUUCCCAAGGGUGUCAUUGUUCACACUAUGGCUUCUGUGCAAGCUAUGGGAGCCAAGGCAGAUAGUGGAAACAAACAGCAAGCCAGGCCUGUACCCUCUGAUAUCGCAGUGAUCAUGUACACAAGUGGAUCUACAGGAAUUCCCAAAGGAGUUAUGAUCUCCCACUGCAACAUAAUUGCUGGUAUAACUGGAAUGGCUGAAAGGAUUCCAAAUCUGGGGGAAAAAGACAUUUAUGUUGGCUAUUUGCCUCUUGCCCAUGUUCUGGAGCUGAGCGCUGAACUUGUGUGCCUGUCUCAUGGAUGCCGCAUUGGUUACUCUUCACCUCAGACAUUAGCUGACCAGUCCUCUAAAAUCAAGAAAGGAAGCAAAGGUGAUGUUACUACACUUAAACCAACCCUAAUGGCAGCUGUCCCGGAAAUUAUGGAUCGAAUCUACAAAAAUGUCAUGAAUAAGGUAAAUGAAAUGACGAGUUUCCAGCGAAAUCUAUUUAUAUUGGCCUACAAUUACAAAAUGGAACAGAUUUCCAAAGGUUACACGACCCCACUCUGCGAUAGCCUUAUUUUCCGGAAAGUACGAAUGCUGUUAGGUGGAAAAAUCCGCAUCCUGCUUUGUGGAGGAGCUCCGCUCUCUGCUGCUACUCAGCGAUUUAUGAACAUCUGCUUCUGUUGCCCUGUAGGGCAGGGGUAUGGGCUCACUGAAUCAGCUGGAGCUGGAACAAUCACAGAAGUUUGGGACUACACUACAGGGAGAGUUGGAGCACCUUUGGUUUGCUGCGAAAUCAAGUUAUUGAACUGGGAAGAAGGUGGAUAUUACAACACUGAUAAACCAUAUCCUAGAGGUGAGAUUCUUAUUGGAGGACAAAACGUGACUGUGGGCUACUAUAAAAAUGAAGGACGAACCAGAAAAGAUUUCACUGUUGAUGAGAAUGGGCAGAGGUGGCUCCAUACUGGAGAUAUUGGAGAGUUUCAUCCAGACGGAUGUCUAAAAAUUAUUGAUCGUAAAAAAGACCUUGUAAAACUGCAAGCGGGAGAAUAUGUUUCUCUUGGCAAAGUAGAAGCAGCUCUGAAGAAUCUUCCGCUGGUAGAUAACAUUUGUGCAUAUGCAAGCAGUUUCCAUUCUUACGUCAUUGGAUUUGUUGUGCCAAAUCAAAAGGAGCUUGUAGAACUAGCUCGAAAGAAAGGAUUUAAAGGAACCUGGGAAGAAAUCUGUAACAGUUCAGAGAUGGAAAAAGAGGUACUGAAGGUGCUGGCUGAGGCUGCCAUGGCAGCUAAUCUGGAGAAGUUUGAAAUACCAGUAAAAAUCCGUUUGAGCCCUGACCCUUGGACCCCUGAGACUGGCCUAGUGACAGAUGCGUUCAAACUAAAGCGCAAGGAGCUCACGGCUCAUUAUCAGAUGGACAUCGAUCGGAUGUACGGAACAAAUGUAAAAUAAAUAUUUUUCUGCACCAUUUUGCUACAGUGAGCUCAGAUCAAAUAGGAAAUACUUGAAUUGCCUGUCUCAGCACUUGAGAUCAAACACCAAACCACCAUUCCUCAUUUGGAGCCUAAACUGUUAUUUCUGAUAACAUCACCUCGAUGACCGGCGAGUUUAGUAAAAUCUUAAGGCAGCAAACUCGUGUCUGUCUCCUUUUUUCCCAGUUUUCUCUUCUACCUUGUCAGUUCUUGGAUUCUCCUGACUGUUUUUGGGAAACCAUGAUUCUGAAGCCUCAAGUUUUUAAACAUUUAUAAAUCCUGUAUAAUGUUUUAUUUGUAUCUUUAACAUUUGGAUGUAUAUAGGGAGAACUUGGCUAUGUAAGAAAUGGUAAUACUGGGGGCCUUUUUUUACCUAACUAUUUAUAGAUAAGGUACUGAUGUUGUGACGUUAUGUAAAUUAAAAACGCUUAUAAUGAGAUCACUGUUGAACAGAGGUUCAUUUGCUGCUGUGGUAUUUUUCUGUGUGAAUCCAAGGGAGAAAAUGUUUGACAUUACAGCUUGUUUAAAACACCUCUAAUAUGUGCCUAAUGGUUUCUUUUAUUUUUGUCUGAAAGUGAAAAGGUGGUCACAGCACAGCUCUGCAUUAAGGUGGGUGACAGUGCAGGUGUUGGUGAGCAUCUUUUGUAUUAAAUAACACUAACACAGCAGAAAUGAAAUGCGAGAAUAAUCUCUUGAAUACAGAAGCCCCUUGAAGUAGCUUAUGACCAUUCCAUACAGUAGUUGAACUGUACAGAGCUAAUAAGAACUCUCAGAAUGAAUUUCAGUUAAUUCUUUAUAAGUUUGACAGUGUCUGUUUAGCAGAGGGACUGCAGCAAAUCCCAUUCUGUUUUCUUGUUAGGUUUGGACAACACAGUGGGUUUACUGUUUGGGUUGUACAAGUAUGAUUACAGCCCUGUUCUGUGCUAGCUGCAAUCCAAAUCUUACUGGGGAGAGGGGAACCUAAAGUCCUAAUAGCAGUUAUGUUCUCAGUUCACACAGUGCCUAGCUGCCCUUUGUGCCAUUACAAAUCUCCCUUUUAAUGUUGUGUUCUUCUAUUCAGAGGUUUGGGGUUUUUAGUUUUUAUUUUUCAUUUUAAAAACAGAUCUUUGAGGUAUUUGUCAGCCAGAGCUGUAUUUGUGUUACUUGUCUAAUCAUUACACCCGAAUUCUUACUUUGG
Messenger RNA from Coturnix japonica (Japanese quail), 3545 nucleotides. RefSeq names its product acyl-CoA synthetase long chain family member 3 (gene ACSL3). Gene Ontology annotation, cellular component: plasma membrane; endoplasmic reticulum; lipid droplet. The record is from RefSeq and is a predicted model, not a curated record. Gene Ontology annotation, molecular function: long-chain fatty acid-CoA ligase activity. Gene Ontology annotation, biological process: long-chain fatty acid metabolic process; long-chain fatty-acyl-CoA metabolic process; neuron differentiation. NCBI's taxonomy places the organism in Eukaryota, Metazoa, Chordata, Aves, Galliformes, Phasianidae.